Molecule: messenger RNA, 1209 nt
Organism: Melampsora larici-populina 98AG31
Lineage: Eukaryota; Fungi; Basidiomycota; Pucciniomycetes; Pucciniales; Melampsoraceae
Exons: 6
Coding region: 1-1209 (402 amino acids)
Biological process (GO): NAD+ biosynthetic process
Molecular function (GO): nicotinate phosphoribosyltransferase activity
Source: RefSeq, a predicted model, not a curated record
AUGAAGAACCACUCAAUCCCCAUCAGUAUACUAGAUACUGAUCUAUACAAAUUAACGAUGCAAUCUGUAAUCUUAACAAACUUCCCAACUUCAAAAGUCUCUUAUGUUUUUAUUAAUAGAUCAAAUGAUGAAAGGAAACUAAUAUCAAGAAAUUGUUUUGAAAAAAUCAAAUCCAAAAUCAAUCAACUUGAACAUCUUAAAUUAACAAAAGAAGAAAAGAAUUGGUUAGAAAUCAGUUGUCCAUACUUUACAACUUCAUACUUGGAUUAUUUAUUUAAUUUCAAAUUCAAACCACAAGACCAUAUCAAACUACAACUGAUCAAUCAAGACUCAGAAAUCCAAGGCUUAGGAGAACUAGAGAUCAAGAUCUCAGGUCUUUGGUCCGAAACCAUUCUAUACGAAGUUCCAAUCAUGUCAAUCAUCAGUGAAACUUAUUUCCAAACCAUGAAUCCAACUUGGUCAAAUAAAACUCAAUUCAUCCAAUCGGUAGGAAAAUCAAAAACACUUCUUACUCAAGGUUGUAAGUUUGUUGAGUUCGGUACGCGUCGUAGAAGAUCAUACGAAACCCAAGAAAUCGUUAUCCAAGCACUACUCAAAGGUGUUUCUCAAACUGAUCAACAUCAAGAAAAUGGCGCUUUCUUGGGCACUUCUAAUGUUCAUUUCGCUAUGAAAUUUGGUUUGAAACCGAUCGGUACUAUCGCUCAUGAAUUCGUUAUGGGAAUCGCUGCGCUUAAUGGCUAUCAUCAAUCUAAUUUAUUAGCAUUAGAUCUUUGGGAAAAAAGUUUUGGAAACCAACCUAAUUUAUUAGUAGCCAUCACUGAUACAUUCACAACUGGUGCGUUUUUUAAAGAAUUCGAAUCAGACCUUGAUCGAAUGAAUCGUUGGACAGGUUUAAGACAAGACAGUGGAAACCCCAAAGAAUUUGUUAAAUUAGUUAAACAGCUUUGGAUCAACUUAGGCAUCGAUCCUAAAUCAAAAUUGAUUGUUUUUUCGGAUGGAUUAGAUGUUCAGAAGUGUUUAGAAUUACAUAAGUUUUGUAAAGAAGAAGGUGUGAAUGAAUCAUAUGGAAUAGGCACGCAUUUAACAAAUGAUUUCCAACAACUUGAUGAGAAUGGUAAGGAGAUUGGUCCUUCCAAAGCUCUUAAUAUCGUGAUUAAAUUAUCAUCUAUAGAUGAUCAUCCAUGUGUUAAACUAUCAGAUGGUAAGUGA